AGCUCCAGCACAGCAGAUUCAUGACUUAUAAAGGAACAGCACAGGUGAGCACUGCUUACCUCUCCCAGACCCGCUGAGACAGCAGACGAUGAAUCUUGCAGGAGUUUCAAUCUCAGCUGCUUUAAAUCAAAUAUCCUGGGUCAGCAGCACUGUUGAGCAAGUAUCCCGGAGCAUGGGCACUUGGAGAAAUGUCAGCAUUCAAAUCAUUAAUUACAGCGAUAAGUACAUCUUAACAAAUCCAAGGACCUACACCUACAGCGGACACUGUCACAACCCUCCACAGCCUACCAUCACAAGAAAGAAACAGGAAGCAUGCUCAUUUUCCAAAACUGACUACGCAUCUUGUGGUUCUGUUGGGGUCUUGACGUACAACAUCCUCAUUAAUGAAACAAACCAUGUUGGUGAACUGGCCAUCAUGUUCUCUGUGCCUUUUUCCUACAGCUUGUACGAAAACUGGUUUGCUCUUGGCAUUUAUGAACGAGGCAUUUCAUGUGAUCAUAAUCUAUUCAACCAGAUGUAUUAUAAACACAGUGGUCCUUUUAGAAGAGAGAAAGGUACAGGGAGCUUCAAUACAUAUUCUGGAAAAGGAGUUCUGGUGAAGGGAACAAUGUCUGCUUUUGGCCAGUCGAUCAUUAAGGUUGAAUUGUGGGAUGAGGGUCAUGCUGCCUUGUACUAAAACUGAAGAGGCAAACUGACCCGGGUCAGUACAGUGCAAAAGUCUUAGGCCAUCUAAGUUCUCCUGGAGGAAGUCCAGCAUUAAAACUUCCCAUCCAAUACAUAGUUUAUCUAAUUAAAUUCAGUCAGGUGAUGGAAUUCAAUAGAUCCAUGUGAUGAGCCAACCCUGAGUUCUCUGUUUUCGUCUUACCUGCAUAAUAAUAACUGAAAAGAACACAUUUUGAAUGUUUAUUCAUAUCCUGUAUCCUGUAUCCUGCCUUCCGCCCGAUGACCGCUG
Molecule: messenger RNA, 952 nt
Organism: Pygocentrus nattereri (red-bellied piranha)
Lineage: Eukaryota; Metazoa; Chordata; Actinopteri; Characiformes; Serrasalmidae
Product: DELTA-stichotoxin-Hcr4a-like
Exons: 3
Coding region: 89-676 (195 amino acids)
Biological process (GO): pore complex assembly; monoatomic cation transport; cytolysis in another organism
Cellular component (GO): pore complex
Molecular function (GO): channel activity
Source: RefSeq, a predicted model, not a curated record